UGGGGAGUUGGGCGGCGGCGGGGCGGGGCCGGGCCGGGCGGCUGCCUCUUACCUGGCCAGGUAGCUCGCAUUUCCCGGCGAGCGGCGGCGCCCGCAGCACCUGUCGCCCGGUGCGCAGGCGGGGAGGACGGCGGGGGACAUGGCCUGGUAGGGUCCCCUGGAGAGACCGCGCGGCGUUCAGUCCCGGGCCGGGCAGGGCGACGGAGGCAAGGUCCUUCCCCGGCGCCCGCGCGGGCUGCGGCAGCAUGAAAAAGAACCAGACGGUGCAGGGCACCUUCAGCAAACUCUUCGGGAAGAAGCACGCCACCAACCCCAGCACCUCCCUCUACGCCACCAACCCGCCCUGGAUCUUCACCCAAGAGGCCCCGGAGGAGGGGACCAGGGGCUUCGAUGGCAUCUAUUAUGGAGACAAUCGGUUUAACACAGUGAGCGAGUCAGGAACAGCCACGCUGAAAGCUAGGCCAAGAGUCCGGCCCCUGCUGACUUUCCUUCCGCUGAAUGCCCAGGAAAACCAUGGGCUGGCUGUGCCCACCCCCUCAGUUCCAGAAGACUUUGCAGACAAAGAAGUGACAGGUACCAGCUCACUGGUCAAUGGCAACCUCCGACUGUACAGCUCUGUGGGUGACCUGAGGCCUGGGCAGUAUGGCCAGGAUCUGCUCAUCCCCCCACCUCCCCCAGGCCCAGCCCCGGGGCCUCCUCAGGACAUUUCACAACCUCCAGGGGAGUCGCCACUGCCACCGCCACCGCCACCUUCCACAGCACCCCCACCGCCUCCUCUGCUGCUGGAACCCCCGCCCCCACCCAGCACGGCCCCACCUCCACCCCCAGUAUUGGAGGCCCUAUCCCCACCACACGCUCUUUCCUCCCCACCCACACCUACCCCUCCUGACUUCAUUCCCCCUGCCCCACCCUUAGCCUUUCUCGUCCCCCCACCGCCUCCUCUGCCAGCCCCAGCACCUCCUGCUCCAGCAUCUCCUCACACAGUGGGGACUCGGCUCUUUCCCCCUGGGGGUGUCACCAAGUGGAAAUCAGAUGUAGCACUAAAUGGCAGGCAGGCAGAGGCCACCAGAGCUAGUCCCCCGAGAAGCCCCGCUGAGCCAAAGGGGAGCGCCGUGGGACCCACCCCAGAGCCCCACCUCACCUUCCCCCGUUCUUUCAAAGUGCCUCCCCCAACCCCAGUCAGGACUUCAUCCAUCCCAGUUCAGGAAGCACAAGAGGCUCCCCAAAAGGAAGAGGGGGCCACCAAGAAGGCUCCCAGCCGACUCUCACUGCCUCCCAGCUUCCAUAUCCGCCCCGCUUCCCAGGUCUACCCAGACAGGGCACCGGAGCCAGACUGCCCUGGGGAGCUCGGGGCCACAGCACCAGCCAGCCCAAGGCUUGGCCAGUCCCAGUACCAGGCAGAUGAACGAGCUAGGACUCCGCCUCCACCUCCUCCCCUGCCCCCUCCUGCACCCCCUCUCCCUCCCCCAGCACCCCCACUUCCCCCAGCUGCACCUCCUUUGCCCUCUGCUGAGAAGGCAGCCCCUCCACCUGCUGGGUUUACAAAAAAAACCAAAUCCAGCUCUCCUGCUCUCAAACCCAAACCCACGCCCCCCAGCCCAGAGGACACAGCGUCUUCAGCACCUGUGGACUGGAGGGACCCCAGCCAGAUGGAAAAGCUGCGGAGCGAGCUGGCGGCCUAUCUCUGUGGCUCCAGGAGGGAAGACCGAUUCCUCAGUAACAGGCCAAGCCCAACAGUGGCCUCUCAGAGCAAGGAGGGCAAGAAGGGCCUGAGCCUGCCAGCAAAGGACACUGCCCCAGGUGUUCCUGAAAAGAGUCUCGGUGACAGCAGCCUAACCGAGACAGAGGCUCCCUCCGGCCUGACCCUGCCCCCUGUGGACUACAUUCCCCAAGACUCUCCCAUGCCCAGUGUGCGGCAGAUCCGGAAUGAGCUGGAGGCCCGGCUGUCUUCAUCAGCAGAGAAGGAGGCUAAGGCCAGCAUAGGGUCUCUGCCCCCUAAGCCUCGGCUGGAAGUGGGAAGAAUCUUUGAAAACGGGGCUGAUGAUGACAAAAUCUCCAAGCCUGUGGCCAAGAAUCUGCGACCUCAAUCCACCACCCUGCUGCCAACCACAUCACUCCAGCCCAAGGCCACGUUGGGACCAGCCACACCACCCAAGACCACACCUGGGCCAGCCACAGCACCCAAAACCACACCUGGUCCAGCAGCCACAGCACCCAAGUCCAUACCUGGGCCAGUCACACCACCCAAGGCCACAUCUGGUCCUGCCAUACCAUCUACAGCCACAACUCUGCCAACCACCACAUCCCAACUGAUGGCAGAGAAGGAUGAAGGCCCAGCUGGGAAGCCAGAGAAACUAGCAUCUCAAGAAGUUUCCAUUCCCUCCCAGCCAAGGGCAGAGGGGUACCCCUCAGAGGCCACCAGGCUGCCCACACAGGGAGCCCGCUCAUCUCCAGCCCUCCCACCAAAGGCAUCUCUUGGUAGAGGAGAGGUGCCAUGUCUCUACAAGCCCCACUGCCGCCAGAGCAGCCCCAGUCGUGAGGUUGGUGUGGUGAUGCCUACCCUGACCAGAGGAGAGGCUGCAGGGCCAGAGGAGCCCGUGGAGGUGAAGGAGCCCCUGGGAUUGCCAGCCAAGCCCCCUGCCCCAGCCCAGCCCACUGAUGAACUCCUCAGGCACCCGGUGACUGGGGAGGUAGUGGAGCGGGGCUCGCCGAUGGCCCUGCUCCUGGCAGCCAGGCAGAGGGUGCAGAGGGGGAGGUCUGGAGGGGCUGCCCUGGGCCGGUCCUCUCUACCAGGGAGUCUCCGUGACCACAGCCACCAAGCCGAGGCCGGCUCUGACAGCAGCUUCCACAACCAGGGCAGGCCCAACUCCUUCACUGUGGUACCUAAGUUACCGAAGGAGGCUGCGAAGGGCUCCCCGCUGACGACCGAAAUACCCAAUACGUGGGGGCCACAGCCGGGAGGAGACACAGAGGGCACACAGCCAAGCCUCAGACACAACUGGACAAAGACGGAGCCCCAGGCCCCUGUGGCCUGGGAAAAAGCAGCUCCCUCCAACCUCCCCCAGGGCCGCCCGCUGCCCAAGUCUUUCUCCUCCCCACCUUCUCCAUCGUACAAGAGGGAGGAGGAGGAGGAGGAGAAAGAGUUCAGCUUCGAGGUCAUCCCACCGCCGCCAGAGUUCAGCAAUGACGCUGAGCCCCCGGCGCCGACCCUCCAGUAUCUGAGCCGCCGGGGCUGCCCUCCCUGGAACACCUUCUCAGACCUGGGACAGCCCCCGGACGCCGGCCCCGCUGCGCCCCCGGCUCGCGGCUUCUCGCGCUUUCCCGCGGGCGCGCGCUACACCGGCGCGGGCGGCCUGGACCGCUUCUCCGGAGCCGGCCGCUCGCUCAUCAAGAAGCGCCUGUACGUCGGGGAGCCGCAUCGCGACACAGGGUUGUCCCGCGGCGGCACCGCCCGCAGCCUGAGUUCCCCCAACUGCUUCGGGCCACAGCCCGGAGGCCCCGAGAUGCGGCGCGUGAACUCAGCGGGCCGCGCGCCCCCCGGAGGCCUGCACGCGCGGAAGCUGUCCCUGGAGGGCCCCUCCCGGGGCGCCGCGGAGGCCAAGCACAAAGCGCCGAGUGGCGCCGACUACGGCUUCGCCCCAGCUGCCGGCAGAUCUUCCCACACCACCACCCGCUACGGAAGCCCCAUCAACACGUUCACCGUGAGGCCUGGGACCCGCCAUCCCAUCUCCUAUGCCUGCUCAGGGGCCCAUCGGAAAGCCGCCUCCUGAGCCAGGGGUUCUCUCAGCUCUGCUCCAACAAACUGUGUCUUUAAGUGUCAUUAGGGAUCUGAGCACUUGUUUCUUGGUGCGGGGGGGUGGGAAGUACACAGCAGGUGUUAGGCGACCUGACUCAGACACAGAGGAGUCGUUGAUCCCCAAAGACCGACGACGAGAAGCCGUGGCCCAGGAACAUCCAGAGUGGGCUUCUGUUUCCCAAAGUGCUGGCGCGGCUGUGGACUGCUACACUUGGGGGGUGGGAGGGGUAGGAGGGUAGAGAGGAGGAACCGUUCAGGACCUAGGCGCUGAGUUUCUGCCCUCUGGUACUAUCUGCUUUAGCAAGAGUUAUUUAGAAGUUUUACAAGCA
Messenger RNA from Saimiri boliviensis boliviensis (Bolivian squirrel monkey), 4125 nucleotides. RefSeq names its product chromosome 4 C6orf132 homolog (gene C4H6orf132). The record is from RefSeq and is a predicted model, not a curated record. NCBI's taxonomy places the organism in Eukaryota, Metazoa, Chordata, Mammalia, Primates, Cebidae.